CUUUUUUAGUAGUUGGAACGCGGGGAGCAGCCUUUGGUAGCGUUCGAUCGGGCGGAGCGAAGGAUGCAAGGAGAAGAGCGGCAGCUUGCAUGCGGGUGAAUCGGGAGCGAACUGCGAAGCGAUUUGUUCCCCGCGCCAUCCGAUCCGGGGGUUCGAGGAUUCCGAACGCUAGCCGAGGUUUCUUGAAAGAUUGGGUUUUUAUUUGCUUCGGAUCUGGGCAGGGAGAGGAGGGGAUUGAAGGGGAUCGGAGGGGAUGGGGACUGCUGGUGCCGGAGAAGAUUUUAUUCGUCCGGAUAUUUUGGGGGCUGCCGAGCGUCGGGUGGCUGUUCAGGAAGAGGGAGAAGAUGAUGAGUUCUUCGAUUCAAGGGAAGAUGUAUCGGCAGUGUCCGAUUCGUGCCCUGGCAGCCCGACAAAGAAUGAUACUUUACUAGAAGAGAAAACCAUCGGUUGCCAAUUGGAGCUUUGGCUGAAGAGUCCUGGCAAUAUCAAGGAACGUAGAGAUAAGUUCAUGGGAUGGCUGCAGAGGGAAUUCUCAUGCUCAUUCUGUAGAUCACCUGUUCCAGAUGCGCAAACGCAGGUGAAUGAUGUCUGGCAAGGCAGCAACGCCAGGGCGUCGUUCAGUGAAGCUAUGGAAGUGAACAUGGUAUGCAAAACUACCAAAUUUGAUGAAAGUGCAGCCAUCACAGCGGAGGAGAUGGAGAAAAUUGAUAAAUUGAGAAGCCAUGAUGAAGUUUCUCCCAAUCCAGUGAAAACAGUUGAUGAUUUUGAGUGCUUCGUGGAGUCACCAUCAUUUAUUGAUCGGCUUUUGCGUCGAGGGGCUAGUGUGUCAAACAAAUCUGGCAGUUCAGUCAAAACGAAGAGGCUUGGCUGGCUGCGGAGACUUGGUGCUGCUGUUUGUACGGUAGACAAGGAAGGUGAUAAUGAUCAUUUGGCCUUCAGUGAUCCAGAUAAGAGUCAAGUUGCUGGAAUUGAGAGAGUGAAAGUCAUGCCAUACAGGAAGCAAACAAAGGAAUUAUCUGCUGUUUACAAGAGGCAAGAUAUCAAAGCUCACAAUGGCUCAAUCUUGACAAUGAAGUUUAGCCCUGAUGGCCAGUAUUUAGCUAGUGGGGGUACGGAUGGGAUUAUUCGUGUGUGGUGUGUCAUGGAAUGUGACAGGAAAGAUGAGAUUAGCAUUCACAAGGCCGAUCCUUUGUGUGUAUACUUCACUGUAAAUCACAGAGCAGAGUUAACUUCUGUCCGCACUGAUGAUAAAAAAUCCAAGUCCAAGCGCAUAAGCAAAUCUCUUGAUUCAGCUUGUGUUGUAAUUCCUCCUGAUAUUUUCCAGUUAUCCGAGAAACCUGUGCAUGAAUUCCAUGGUCACCAAGCAGAUGUAUUAGACCUAUCAUGGUCUUCAAAUAAGUACAUUUUAUCAUCAUCCAAGGACAAAACUGUUCGCCUGUGGCAUGUUGGAUCUGACAACUGUCUCAAAGUGUUCUGCCAUAUCGACUAUGUGACUUGUGUUCAGUUUGACCCAUUUGAUGAGAAUCACUUCAUUAGUGGAUCCAUAGAUGGAAAAGUUCGGAUUUGGGAAAUCUCGGGAUGUCAAGUUGUGGAUUGGGUUGAUGCUAGAGACAUUGUUACUGCAAUUUGUUAUAGACCAAAUGGGAAGGGAGUUGUUGUCGGCACCAUGGCAGGCAAUUGUCGCUUUUAUGAUGCUUCAGGAAAUCAUCUUCAGAUGGAAACUCAGGUAUCAUUUCAAGGGAAAAAGAAGUCUCCUUAUAAGCACAUUACUGGAUUUCAGUUUUGCCCAAGAGACACUCAAAAAUUGUUGGUCACAUCUGCGGACUCGCAAAUCAGAAUAUUCAACGGGAUCGAUGUGGUCACCAAAUAUAGAGGUUUCCGAAAUGCUAGCAGUCAGAUAUCUGCAUACUUCACGGCAGAUGGGCAACAUAUUGUCUCUACCAGUGGAAAUUGCUACGUUCAUGUCUGGAACAAUGUAAACCCUGAUUUACCUAUAUCCAAAAGUUGCGAGAGCAUAUGGUCCCAUGAACGUUUCUUGUCCGACAAUGCGUCAAUUGCUAUACCUUGGCAUGGUCUAACUUCCAGUAAUCAGAUUUCUAUGACCUCGGAGGUGUUCCAUCUUCAACAAGAACACAGCAGCAACCCACUCCAAGUCCCACAUACAUCAGAACAUGAUGUCAAACACACCUGCGGCACUAACAACACCUUGUGUAUCUCAUCUUCUGGUAGUUUUACUCUGACUCGAGAAUUCUUCUCGGGGUUAGCGACAAAGAGUUCAGCGACCUGGCCUGAGGAGAAAAUCCACUUGUUCUCUGCUGCACCUAGAUUUUCCAGAUCCCUUUACAAGUUCUUGAAAACAUCAUGCCUGAGUAGUUCUCACUCUUGGGGCCAAGUGAUAGUAACUGCUGGGAAUGAUGGAUGGAUCAGGACCUAUCAGAAUUUUGGUUUGCCGUUUCAUCUACGAUAACUUAGCCUUCAAAAGCUGCUCUAUGCCUCUGAUCUACGAAGGGGCAUCACUGACAAGCAUCCUGGCAAAAUUUUGCUUGGGAACAUGCUGAUGGCCCUUGAACAUAUCGGAAGGAUCACAUUGAACCAGUGCUUUUAAAUUCCGACUAGACCAGCCAGUUCAACUAGUUAAUUCGAGAACCGAAACGUAAAUGUUUGCUCAGAAAGUAUGGUUGCAUUGGAUCUUAGCAAAAGCAGUUGUUCAUUGAAGAAACUGAAGCUGGCAGAGGAAGUUUAAGUCCUGGUUGGUUUACUGAAAUUUCUUUUUCUUUUUCUUAGGGUUCAGUUGAUAUAUGAUUCAUUAAGAUUGAAUCCAAUUGUUGUAAAGUGCUCCAGUUGGGAUAAAAGUUUCUGUUAGAUAGGAAAAUUAAGAUAAUUAUACUCUUUUAUUCAUUUAAAGGCAAAAAAGCAUUGAUUUUUUUUUUUAAA
Zingiber officinale is the source of this 2934-nucleotide messenger RNA. Its product is annotated as WD repeat-containing protein 44-like. Lineage: Eukaryota; Viridiplantae; Streptophyta; Magnoliopsida; Zingiberales; Zingiberaceae. Gene Ontology annotation, molecular function: protein binding. Bases 254 to 2467 code for a protein of 737 amino acids. The transcript is spliced from 8 exons. The record is from RefSeq and is a predicted model, not a curated record.